AGCCACAUUUCAGCCGCUGCUCUGAGAAUUGAUCGUAAGCAGCCCCUGACAGGCUGUUAACUUUUCUACCAAAGUUAUGAUCGUCUUACUUUACUUGUUCAUCUUGCUGUGGGAAGAGACUCAAGGAUGGGGAUUCAAGAACGGAAUUUUUCAUAACUCCAUAUGGCUUGAACAAGCAGCAGGCGUGUACCACAGAGAAGCUCGGUCUGGCAAAUACAAGCUCACCUACGCAGAAGCUAAGGCAGUGUGCGAAUUUGAAGGUGGCCAUCUUGCUACUUACAAGCAGCUAGAAGCAGCCAGAAAAAUUGGAUUUCACGUCUGCGCUGCUGGGUGGAUGGCCAAGGGCAGAGUUGGAUACCCCAUUGUGAAGCCAGGGCCUAACUGUGGAUUUGGAAAAACUGGUAUUAUUGAUUACGGAAUUCGGCUGAACAGGAGCGAGAGAUGGGAUGCUUAUUGCCACAACCCACAUGCAAAAGAGUGUGGUGGAGUUUUUACCGACCCAAAGCGAAUUUUUAAAUCUCCAGGCUUCCCAAAUGAGUACGAUGAUAACCAGGUCUGCUACUGGCACAUUAGACUCAAGUAUGGUCAGCGUAUUCACCUGAGUUUUUUGGACUUUGACCUUGAAGAUGAUCCAGGAUGCUUGGCUGACUAUGUUGAGAUAUAUGACAGCUACGAUGAUGUCCAUGGCUUUGUGGGAAG
Messenger RNA from Castor canadensis (American beaver), 699 nucleotides. It is a transcript of the gene Tnfaip6, whose product is annotated as TNF alpha induced protein 6. Gene Ontology annotation, biological process: negative regulation of inflammatory response; cell adhesion. The record is from RefSeq and is a predicted model, not a curated record. Gene Ontology annotation, molecular function: hyaluronic acid binding. NCBI's taxonomy places the organism in Eukaryota, Metazoa, Chordata, Mammalia, Rodentia, Castoridae.